Messenger RNA from Schistocerca serialis cubense, 6659 nucleotides. Its product is annotated as structural maintenance of chromosomes protein 4-like. Gene Ontology annotation, molecular function: ATP hydrolysis activity; ATP binding; protein binding. Gene Ontology annotation, cellular component: chromosome. The record is from RefSeq and is a predicted model, not a curated record. The transcript is spliced from 21 exons. Gene Ontology annotation, biological process: mitotic chromosome condensation. NCBI's taxonomy places the organism in Eukaryota, Metazoa, Arthropoda, Insecta, Orthoptera, Acrididae. Bases 130 to 3915 code for a protein of 1261 amino acids.
AUGUCGAGUGGGAGGGAUUUUGGAUCUGUGGACGCUUGUGCGACGGGGAGUUGUCACCUUGUCUGUUUGUGAAAGAAAUGAUGCGUGAGACUCAAGUUCAGCGCGAACUGCGGUACUGCCAUUGCCAGCAUGGAAAUUCCUCUGGUGAAUGGCGAUGACGAAUUAUUGCCGUCUGAAGAUGAGAGUGAUUGUGAGUUAGAUUUAGCCGGCGUCAACUGCGUUGGAGACCUUGCCGCCGUCUCAACUGCGCAAGACAGAGGGAGACUCAUUAUUUGGUACAUAGUGAUUACAAACUUUAAAAGCUUCGCUGGGACGCGCACACUUGGGCCGUUUCAUGAGAAAGUUAAUGCUGUGGUGGGGCCCAAUGGAAGCGGAAAAAGUAAUGUUAUUGACGCAAUUCUGUUUGUAUUCGGACUGAAAGGCUAUAAGCUUCGUGCGAAGAAUGCGGCAUCUGUAAUCCACUGUUCGGAAAAAUUCCCCAAUCUGGACAGUUGUACAGUGGAGCUCCAUUUCAGACAAAUUAUUGAACAGAAUGAAGAACGCUUUGAGGUUGUUCCUGAUUCAAAAGUAACAAUUUCAAGAACUGUGAACAAGGACAAUGUAUCAUUCUAUAAGAUGAAUGGUAGUGUUGCCAAAUUUGACACAAUUAAAAUGUUUUUGAAAAGUCAUGGUGUUGACGUAGUUAGUGGUCGUUACUUAAUUUUACAGGGAGAAGUGGAGCAAAUUUCACUGAUGAAACCAAAGGCAGCAAAUGAGAAAGAGAUUGGCUUCUUAGAAUAUUUGGAAGAUAUAUUUGGAUCCUUAAAGUACAAGUAUCGAUGCCAGAUCAUCUCUGAGAAGCUAGAAAAAAUUAAAUCUAUUGUAGAAGAAAAACAAAAUGCAAGAAAUAUAGCAAAAGAUGAAAUGGAAAAUUUGAGGGAAGAAAGAGAAAGAACUGUUCUCCAUCUUCAAGCAAAGAAUGAAAUAGCUCGUUUAACACACAUUUUGCACCAAAAAUAUGAGUACCUUGCCAAACAACAGUUCGAAAAUGUUCAGAAUGAAAUUUGUCAACUUCAGGCAGAUUUAGAAAACCAUACAAAAAGGCACGAAGAACUGCAAAACAAGAAAAAUGAAAUCACAAAUGUAGUCAGUGAUUUGCAAAGGAAUAAAGAUGAACUAUUGUCCAAGAAAGAAACUGUAAAAGAAUCACUAAAUGCUGCAGCAGUUCAGACAGAAAAAGUGCGGCAGGAAAUAAAGUCAGCAAACAAAAUGCGAGACAGAGGCGAGAAACGGCUUGCUAAUGAAGAAAGAAAGUUGGAGCAAGCUGCUCUGUUUCCAGGACAGUGUGAGAAUGAGAUAGAAAACCUCAUGAAACUUAAAGAAGAAACUAGGCAGGAACAACAGUUAAAGGAAGAGAAAUUUAAUGAUAUGGUGAGAGAACAACAACCUUAUAUUACAGAUCUGAUGGAGAGACACAAAAAAUUGCUGAGUGAAUUAAUUCCAUUGAAGGAUGCAGUUUUAGAAAAGAAGAUAAAUAUGGAUACAGCUCAGUCAAAUCUUGAUUCAUAUGUAAAAGAAAUUCAGCAGGAUAAUGCAAAACGAGAGCAACUGGAGAAAGAAGUUAAAGAAAAUGAAUCUCAACUCAAAAAUCAAAGAAGUGUUCUGGAAGAGCUGAAUAGACAGAUCCUCUCUGUUGAAACUGAUCUACAACAAAAACAUGAAGAGCACAGAUGCCUUAAACAAAAUCAUACUGCUCAUCAGUCUGAAGUGCAGAGAAUUAAAAAAGUAUUGGAAGAAACAAAAAGCUCUUUCCAUGCUGUUGAGUCAAUGAGAGGCCCCAUUGCUCAUCUUCUUAAAGCAAAACGAGAAGGAAUACUUCCAGAGGGCGUUUAUGGUAGAUUGGGAGAUUUGGGUGGCCUGGAUAAGAAAUAUCAUGUUGCAGUUUCUGAAGCUUGUGGUAGAUUAGACAAUAUUGUUGUGGAUACUGUAUAUACAGCUCAGCUAUGUAUGGAGUUAAUGAAGAGAGAGAGAAUUGGUAGGGGAACAUUUAUACCUUUGGAUAAGCAUCAGCAUCUGAUUUACAGAUUUACUCAACCCUUCCAAACUCCAGAAGGAGUGCCACGAUUAUUUGACCUCAUUCGUGUAGAGGAUGAACGUAUACUCCCAGCAUUUUACUUUGCUUUGGGAGACACUUUGGUGGCACAUGACUUGUUUCAAGCUAAUAGAAUUGCUUUCUAUGGAGGCCUGCGCUACAGAGUUGUUACUUUGCAAGGAAAUCUUGUUGAAAAGUCAGGCACAAUGACAGGUGGAAAAAGGACAAAUAGGCCUGUUGGUAUGGGAGAAACUGCAACUGCUACCACACACGCUGUAACGUGGAAUGAAAUUUCAAGAAUAGAAGAAGAAUAUGUUCAUGUGGGAAACCAAUUCUCUAAUAUUUGUUCAUCUUUGGAAGACUUGGAGAAUACCAUUACCUCCAAAGAAAGGUGGUUACAGUCGGCAAAGUUAGACAUCUGCAAGCUAAAUGAAGACAUACAACACAAAGUGGAAAUGCAGUCAGUGCUACUCAGACAAUUGGAAACAGAACAAGGGAGAAGUCAGACAUUGCCUGAUCCACAACUACAAGCUACUCUUGUAUUGGAGUUGGACAACUCAAGAGAAGAACAUGAAACAGCUCUGAAGAAAUUUAAUGACAUUGAUGUGCAUUGUAAGCAAGUAAAGAGACAACUUCAUGAAAUUAAGACUGUAAGCUACAACAGAGCCCAAGAAGAAAUCCGUGAGGUUAAAGCUAGAUAUAAUGAUAUAGAUAAAAAAAUACGUAAAUUAACAUUUGCAAUUCAGUCAUCAGGAAGGAAAAAAGAAGGUGUCAUGCGAGAAAUAAAUGAAUUGAAAAGUACUAUCAAUGGAAUUGAAGUAAAAGUAAAAGGUCUUCACGAGUCAAAGAAAAACUGGAAACAAUUACACUCACAAUUUGUGAACGAACUGGAGGAAUUGGAGUUAGCACUACAGAACAUUGAAAAGGAAGAGUCUGUACAUAGCCAUAACCUAAAACUCCUCACUGAUGAAGAGGGAGAUCUGAAUUUUAAGAUUUUAGACAUAACCAGUAAGCUUAAUGAGAAGAAGACAACCUCAGAGAUGCACAAAAAUACAAUAAAUUUUUUGAGUAAAAAGCUAAAGUCAUUAAAGCCACAAGUUAUCCCUGGUAUAGAGGUCAAAGAGGAAUUUAGCCUUCUUAUGUCAGAUGAAUUACAGUACAUAAACCAGGCAAAACUGGAAAACGACAUUGCAGUGUUAAAAAGCAGAAUUGGUUCUGAACUUGUAAAUGUAGCAGUGAUUGAAGAGUUCAUCCAGAAGGAAAAAAAAUUUCACCAACUAGAUUCAGAAUAUAAAGAAAUCAUUGCUAAGAGGGAUGAACUACAACAGUGCUUUGAGCUACGCUGGAAGAAACGUUUUGUACGAUUUAUGAAUGGUUUCCGGUUUCUUUGUGUGAAACUGAAAGAGAUCUAUCAGCUUAUCUCCCUAGGAGGAGAAGCAGAAUUUGAGUUGGUUGAUUCAAGGGACCCAUUUACUGAAGGAAUUGGGUACAGUGUACGCCCUCCUCAGAAAUCAUGGAAAAAUAUUUCAACACUUUCUGGUGGAGAGAAAACAGUUUCAUCAUUAGCAUUAGUUUUUGCAUUGCAUAGCUACAGGCCAUCACCUUUCUACAUCCUGGAUGAGGUUGAUGCUGCCUUAGACUCAAGAAACACAGCACUUGUGGGGCUUUACAUUAAGACAAGAGUGAAAAACUCUCAGUUCAUCAUCAUCUCCUUGCGUUCAGGCAUGUUUGAGCUUGCUCACAGGGUUGUGGGUGUCUUCAAACAACACCAGGUGUCUAACUCCAUAACUAUCAAUCCAUGUGUAUAUGUACAAAAUAGUGAAGAUUCUGUUGAUCUGAACUGAAUGACUGACUUGUAAUGUAAAAUUUGUCUGUGAUAUUCUGUCUGAUUCUUGAAUAAUUCCUUUUAUGUUUUAAUUGUAUCUAUAUUAAAAACUUAUGUCCCCCUAUUUGUAUUUUUACACUUCAUAUUUUUUUCUUUGACACAGUAACAAAAAAUGUUUUAUAGGCCUAUUGUUAACUGACUUCAACCACCAAUGGCUAUCAUCAGAAUGAUUGGAAGGCGCAUCAGACAAUCACCAAGUAAUGCUUUGUCAAACAGUAGUGAAUUACGCAUUACCUGCUGACCAUCAGAUGCUGCUUUCAGUCAUUCUGUUGAUAGCCAAUGGUGGCCAGUACUAUUUAAUGAUAUGAAGCAUAUUCUGUGAUUGUAUCAAAGAUAAAAUAUUAAUUGUAUGGUUAAAUAGUUAGUCACUAUCUGUACAACAAAAUGUCAUUUUUUGUAAAGUAUUUGUAUUUGUUAGCAUAAUGUAAGUUCUAUUAGACUGCAGUUAAUUUUUACAUUUUAAUAAUGUCAUGUCUGUAUCAUUUAUGUUGGAGUUUACCUAGUUAGCAGUAUGUCUUUUGUUAAACGUUGUAUUCUGAGCAGGGAUUGUUUCAUUUCUAUUAUGAUCCAUUAUACCUGGCUUAUUUAAAUUCUCCAAUACUGAAUUCAUUGGUCUACAUGUAAUUAUUACCUUUGGUUAAGUGUCAUAGAGACUACUGAAAAGUUACAGAACUGUUUAUCAGUGGUCGUGGUGGUGGUGGUGGUGGUUAGUGUUUAACGUCCCGUCGACGAGGUCAUGAGAGACGGAGCGCAAGCUCAGGUUAGGGAAGGAUUGGGAAGGAAAUCGGCCGUGCCCAUUCAAAGGAACCAUCCCGGCAUUUGCCUGAAACGAUUUAGGGAAAUCACGGAAAACCUAAAUCAGGAUGGCUGGAGACGGGAUUGAACCGUCGUCCUCCCGAAUGCGAGUCCAGUGUGCUAACCACUGCGCCACCUCGCUCGGUGUUUAGCAGUAAACACCACUCUUGGGAGCUGUAGUAAAAUUGAAGAUAAUAUACUGGCUAAGUGUUGACCAACUUAGUUUUCAGUCAAACAGUAGUUCAGUGAUUAUAUUACUACUGCAAAACAAUCAGUUAUAGUUGUUAUUGUUAUAUUCUGGUUAUUCUUGAGUUCAGUGCAGUACUUCUCUGUGGUGCUGCAUGAUCCAGCAGUUGGAAACAUGUUUUGCACUUUGUGUCCCUAGCAAACCUUAUAACAGAUCUGCACCUCUGUACCUGGUAACACACAUUGCUUCUCAAUUUUAUCUUCAUUUCUGAUUCACUUUCUUCCUUGAUGUCCCUGGAACAAACAUGUAGUGACCACUGAAUUGUUAAAUUUCUGUAGUUUUACUUUGCAGAGUCACAGUUAUAACAAUCAAAAUACACAAAUGUGAAAAGCUGGGUUCAAGUCUCUGUCUACUGUUAUCCUGUUCUGCAUAAUGACGUCUAAUGGUAUGUAACACAAAACACUAAUGGUAGCUUUUAUGUUGUGUGUGUUUCUCAUCAUUAUUUCAUUAUGUAUUUCAGCACUCUUUCAUACCUAUAUCCUUUCUGUUGUUUUCCGUGCUCUGUGUUUAUAACUUUAUAUCUCCUUUCACUUGAAAUGGUAUAACAAUACACUGCUGAAAUCUUCCUCAGUGUUCAGGAGGAACUGGAUUAAAAUAUUUUUCUUGACUAUGUUUGAGGUCUAUUAUUUCUGUAAAGUCCUUAAGUUGUACCAUAAGAAAGUUCCUCAAGUUCUUACUCCCUAUCCUCAACAUUCUUAAAACCAGUGUAACUAUCCAUUUUUUGAAGGACAUUGUACUACAGUACAGAUGAGGCACGAGGUAAGACGAUGUAAGAAGGUAUUACUGUAUUUACCUGAGUAUAAGAUGAUCCCCAUGUUUUUCAAGAGAUUUCUUGAAAAAAUUUAUUUUUAACAUGUCCUGAUUAAUCAAAAUUACACACAUACCUGUGCAGCUACAUUGUGCUGGCUGAGCACACAAUGCUCGGAUUACAGGUUAGCAGAUGGACUGAGGUGAGGAAUUGUAUCGGGUGGGUUUGGUAGAGGUAGAAAGAGGCAGCAGGCAGGAGAAGGGAUUGAGGUGGGGUAGCUGGCAGCUUGUAGGGAAACAACAGGUGUGCAGGAUAGGAAUGCAGAAAAGUGAAGCUGAUGCAUAAGAUAGGAAUGUGGGAGGGAGAAGCAGCUGAUGCUUUGAGGUAGGAAUGCAACUCCCAGGUACUGUGGUUGUGGGUUUGUGAAAAUGACGUGAAGGUGUGGAUUGGGAGGUGUGGAAGGACAGAGGAUAGGGAGACUGUUUGACAAUGGAUGUGGGUGCAAUGGGUUAAUAAAAAUUAAGGUCAGGAGGAUUAAGUGGAGACUGCAGGCAGAAGCUGACACACGGCACCCAAAUCCUCUACCUAACAGUCUCUCCUUCCUAUGGCCUAUCACCCACUCUCAAUCGACAUCUUCAUACCAUUGUUAUUGUGUGUCAUUCACACUCAUCGGUUGCAGUGCCCUUGUGUCACAUUCCUGUCACAUACACCUGCUGCCUUCCCUCCCACAUUCCUGCUGCCUCCCUUCCAAGCUGCCAGCUACUCCUCCAAAACCUUUCCUCCUUCUUCCUGCCUCUUUCUCACACUACCCACCUUACUUGACACAACACUUCACUCCACCCUACCUAGUGAACUGCAAUCCCAGCAUUGUGUGUUGAGCCAGCACAAGGAAGAAGGCAGAGGUGUGUGUGUG